This is a messenger RNA of Plodia interpunctella (Indianmeal moth), 4761 nucleotides long. RefSeq names its product nicotinic Acetylcholine Receptor alpha4 (gene nAChRa4). The record is from RefSeq and is a predicted model, not a curated record. The transcript is spliced from 10 exons. Gene Ontology annotation, cellular component: postsynaptic membrane; plasma membrane; neuron projection. Gene Ontology annotation, molecular function: transmembrane signaling receptor activity; acetylcholine-gated monoatomic cation-selective channel activity. Gene Ontology annotation, biological process: nervous system process; signal transduction; monoatomic ion transmembrane transport. NCBI's taxonomy places the organism in Eukaryota, Metazoa, Arthropoda, Insecta, Lepidoptera, Pyralidae. Bases 84 to 1805 code for a protein of 573 amino acids.
CGGGGGCGCAGGGCGGCAGUCCGCGCCGCGUCGCGCCCCGGCCCGCAGCCUCCUUACGUAACGAUGGCCGCGCGCGUGAGCUGAUGGGCGCGCUCGUGUGGUGGCUGGCGGCCUGCUGCCUGCUACGCGCCGCCACCGCCGGCAACCCCGACGCCAAGCGGCUCUACGACGACCUCCUCUCCAACUACAACAAACUGGUCCGCCCCGUCGUCAACACCACCGACGUCCUCCGCGUCUGCAUUAAGCUCAAACUCAGCCAACUCAUCGAUGUCAACUUGAAGAACCAGAUAAUGACGACGAACUUAUGGGUGGAGCAGUCGUGGUACGACUACAAGCUGCGCUGGGAGCCCAAGGAGUACGGCGGGGUGCACAUGCUCCAUGUCCCGUCCGACCACAUCUGGAGGCCCGACAUCGUCUUGUACAACAAUGCCGACGGCAACUUCGAAGUAACGUUGGCGACCAAGGCGACAAUCUACCACCAGGGGCUAGUCGAAUGGAAACCGCCCGCCAUUUACAAGUCUUCGUGCGAAAUUGAUGUGGAAUAUUUUCCGUUCGACGAGCAAACGUGCGUUCUUAAGUUCGGUAGCUGGACGUACGACGGAUUCAAGGUGGACCUGAGACACAUGGACGAGCAGGCUGGCAGCAACGUGGUGUCGGUGGGCGUGGACCUCUCCGAGUUCUACAUGUCCGUCGAGUGGGACAUCUUGGAGGUGCCGGCUGUCAGGAAUGAAAAGUUUUACACGUGUUGUGACGAGCCGUACCUGGACAUUACGUUUAACAUCACGAUGAGGAGAAAAACAUUGUUCUACACAGUGAACAUUAUAAUCCCUUGUAUGGGGAUCUCGUUUCUCACAGUACUCACUUUUUAUCUGCCGUCGGACAGCGGAGAAAAGGUGACGUUAUCGAUAUCUAUAUUGAUUAGUCUCCACGUGUUCUUCCUGCUAGUUGUGGAAAUCAUCCCUCCAACCUCCCUGGUCGUGCCUCUCCUGGGGAAGUAUCUCAUUUUUGCAAUGAUACUGGUUUCUAUAAGUAUAUGUGUCACGGUAGUGGUUUUAAACGUGCACUUCCGGUCGCCGCAGACGCACCGGAUGGCGCCGUGGGUGAAGAGGGUUUUUAUACACAUUUUACCAAGACUGCUAUUCAUGAAACGACCACAGUACAAGUUCGAUACAACGAGAUCGCGAUACACAGCAUGCGGCGUGGUGGUCCGGUGCGGGGGCGCCGCACGACCGCUGUAUCCGUACCGGCUGGCGGCGGCGGACGACGACUGCUGCGCGCCCGGCGCCUGGCCCCCACCCGCUGCGCCGCCGCCCCGCCCACUCACGCGCACACCCAGCAAGGAGGACUUGACGCACACCACUUACCUCAAUUCGGGUAUGGGUGAAAGCAAUCGUUUCGGCGGCAGUUGCGUCGUACACGGGUCUGCGGAAGGGGCCCCCGGCGAGCUGGGAGGCCUACCGGGGCCGGCCAGCGAGGAGGAAACCCUGAGCCCUGUCCCCGACCCCCCGCCAGGGUUCAGUCACUCCGCGUGCCCACCAGAGGUGCACAAGACCUGUUUCUGCGUGCGCUUCAUAGCGGAGCACACAAGGAUGCUUGAAGACUCCACUAAAGUAAAAGAAGAUUGGAAAUACGUGGCGAUGGUGCUGGACCGGCUAUUUUUGUGGAUCUUCACGCUCGCGGUGCUGGUCGGCACGGCCGGCAUCAUCCUGCAGGCGCCUACUCUGUAUGACGACCGCGUCCCGAUCGACAAGCACUUCAACCAGUACGCCACGUCUUCGCUGGUGCGCUGUCCGCCGCCCGCGUAAAACACAAUCAAAACAAAGUUACGACUAUUGCAGGGACUUUCGUGAGCCAAAGUAAUUCAUAUUUAUAUAUUUCGUAAAGACAGCCCCUUUUCUGAUUUCAAAGAAUUUGAACAAAAAUAAUAUUUCUAGACUUUUCUCUUGCUUCUUAAAUUACGACUUUCAUUUAAAUAAAGAUAUAUGAAAAAUUCUGGACUCACGUGGGAAUCGAACCUACGCCCUUGCCUAACCGGGACAGUUAGGUGCCAUUCCCGCUCGAGUCCUGAUUUUUUCAUCUAGUUAUUUAAUUUAGUAUAAAAAGUAGGUGUGACAUACAUACACUAAUAUAUAACUAUACUGUUGUUUACGUUGCUUCCAUGGUAGCACGAUAGAUCCGUCCAAUAGUCACAACAAAAGUUUUCGAUAAUAUGUAGAUGUGAUAUGCUUGCUCUUUUUUAGCCACUAAUUCAUAAUGACUCUGAAAUAGAAGGCGAAUUGGAUAUUUUUUCUAUAAUCUACCAAUCCAUUAUCUAGGAAUAGAUAAGGGAAAAAACAAGUGUGGCUACAUUGAAGGCAUUAAGCGACAAUGAUAAUGGCUCUGCCAUACCACAGUGUAGUGAAGACUUCUACCUACAGUAUACCAAACCAUACUGUUACGUUAGUAUUUUAUUAUACUGUGGUAAUUACUUUCGUGUAGAAAAUUACUGCACAUGAAAUAACACACAUGUGCCUCAUAAAGAGCGACGAUUCCAGGUGAAAUAAUAACUAAUACCUAGGUACUUGUUGACUAUAAGUGCAUAUCCAAGUUUACUUUUGAAUUAGUCGUAAUAUUAUUACCUACAAUCAUAGUAAGUAGUGUGGAAAACAACAUUAUUUGCCAAUAGAUUCCGGAGCUAACACAAUCACAUCUACGUUUAGCGUAUUGUGUUGAACAUUAUGUUAAUAUUCAAUAAGUGUGAAGCAACAGUGAGCUGUGAUCUGUGUUUGUUGUAGUUUAUUUCGUAAUUACCUUAUUGACGUCAUAAAUUAUACUCCAAUAAUUUUUGUAUUUGUUUCGCCGAUUUAUUCACUUUUUUGAGUAAGUAUUGACUUCUAAUUAUAGUAUAUUAUUUAUGAAAACAUGCAGUUUAUACAGGUGAGUUGAUAUUUUUCAUAUGAAAUAAAGAACAACAGCACAGCCGCUGUACGAUCGCAAGCCCAACGCACACCCGUCCCGCCCGGCACGUGUUCUAUUCCACGACACUAAGUACAAUCAACUGAAUAUCAAACUACCUAACUUCAACGCAAGUUCGCCCCUAUCGCCAUGAUGUAGAGGUAUAUGUAGGGUAACUUGAUAAGCAGCUGACUAUACUGUAAUUUAAGAUAGCCAUGUAAGACACUUCUCUACUUCUCAUAAUCUCUUACACUUAAAUACUGUUCUUACACAUUAUAAUGUAGGUAAGCUAUUCUUAUGUUAAUUUAUUUUUGUAUACGUUCCUAUCUCAACAUCUGAUGAAGACAAUAAAGAAGAAAAUGAUUUGUCAGAAUACUGGAGUCAACUCGAUUUUAUAUUAACUAAUUGAUUUUACUACACAAAAUACAUACCUACGCAAUAUAUAAUUAAAAUAUAAUAAUAAAAUGUCUUGCAUUUUUAGAAAUCUUUUCAGAAUCAUAGUAAUAUUAAAGUAAAAAAAAAAAAUGAACGAAACCACCAAAAUUGAAUUGUCUGUGUUCAAAAAAUGUAUAGCUAAUAGCAGUAGGUAGUUCACGUAGUCUUCGAUUAAGCUGCAUCAUAAGUACCUACUCUACUAAUUCGCACCUCGCUUAUCUCAUAAAUAAGAUACUUACUACAUUAAUUUCAUCUGUAGCAUACCUAAUUAAUGUUAGCGCUUAAGUAGGAAUCGAAAUCAAACUUAAUGUAUUAAAAAUAAACAUAGUUAUUAUAGAAACUAUAAAAUAUCAGUUAGAUGGUUUCCAUCUCUACUAAGCUAUGUUAAUAGAAGUCAUGUCGUAGAAUAGAACAUGUACAUUACAAAUAUCGAUUUUAUUAUUUAUAAGGAAAUUAUAGAAGUCGAAACCAAUGAAAUUUAGCCAAUGUGUGAAACGAUAUACGAAAAUUGUUGGCUUCGAUAAAAUUAUGUUGAUACGAAUUUUUACAUAUAAAACGUAACAAACCCAAUGUAAUAAAAAAUUAUCCUUAUGAUAAUGAGUACAACAUAACCAUUUAAUUUAAGUGAUGAUUGCUCAAUUUUACGAAUGGGUAUCUAUUUUUCGCUACUGAAUUUUCCAUUUGUAUUAUAUAUUAUUAUACUCAACUCAAUAAAGAUAUUUUAACAGCUUAUGUUAUCUAUUGUUAAGUAUUUGAUUUAUACCAUCUUCUCAUCGGCCAUCAAUCAAAGGCAGGCAUCAUUGAUUUGAUAUUCUAAUAAUUAUAAAUUCUAUCGAAUAAUUAUGAAAUUUAUUCAUCUCAUUUACAUUUGUUAUUAAUAAUAUUCCUUUCGUUUCAAUAUUAUUUUAUUAGUAUUUAUAUUAUACCUAAAAGCAAGAUAAGUCUACUAUAGUGAUAUGUCUACUACGGACAGGAAUUGAAAGGAAAUUAAAGGUGAAAUUGUGAAAAUCGAUAUAAUAAAAAUAAACAUUAUAAAGUGUUUGUACAAAAAUAAAAAAUAAAAACGAAUGUUAAUAGAAUACAUACGAUAAAUAUAUAUAUAUAUAUAUAUAUAUAUAUAUUGAUUAAACUGGAUUAUAGAAUAUCAAAAUUAACAUGAAAUACAUUAUAAGACAUAUGAAUUAGAUAAGAUUGAGUGUCGGGAUGAGCGAUAGUUAGGAAAUGUUUUUGGUGCAUAGUUUAGUAGUAAUUUGAAAUACAAAAUAAGAAUACAUAAUGAAUAAAUUUAUUAAGCACAUUGACUGCUCGCGGUAGAGUAGCGCAGCUCAAUUGUAGAAAGAUAAGUUUGUAAUUACGUAUUUAUAUUGUUAAUAAAACCGUUAUACAUAGAAA